GAUUUUUAAUUUUGUGUUGCUUUAGCAAGAGCUGGCUACCCUUUUCCUUUUCUUCCAAAUCUUGAAACUCACUUUUUAUUUUUUCAUAGCUUCCAUGUGGGCCAUCCUCUACAACAUUUGUUGCAUUGCAUUACGUUGCUGACAAGUUGUCUCCCUUUAGCACUUGAAAUUCUUGUGUGAAUUUCCCAAGAUUGAAGAAAUUAUUAUUCAUUCUUUUUAUUUUUCUUCUUCUCUAAGUCUUCCUUCAGCUUCUUCUCUUCUACUAUUCACUAAAUCUUCACAUUACUACUUCUUUGGUGUUUGUGUAGGGUUGUGUUUGUAUUACUACUUCUUUUGUGUGUCAGUGUUGUGUUAAUGUCAGUGUUGGAUAAUAAUUCAUUUUGAGGUUGAGAAGUUGAACAAUAUUAGUCUAUAGUGAAGCUUUGUUUUUGCUCUAUUGGGUUGUGAGAAGUUUGAGUUUUGGUUGCAUUAUUAAGUGCAUUGUGGGGUUAAAAAGUAAUUAGAUAUAAGAAGAAUGGCUGGAGGGGGAGCUGCACCACAACCAAAGCAAGAUGAGCUUCUACCACAUCCAGUUAAAGAUCAAUUACCAAAUGUUUCAUAUUGCAUUACAAGUCCUCCUCCAUGGCCUGAGGCAAUCCUACUUGGUUUUCAACAUUACCUUGUGAUGCUUGGUACAACAGUUCUAAUUCCAAGCUCUCUAGUUCCCCAAAUGGGAGGAGGAAAUGAAGAGAAAGCAAAAGUGAUUCAAACUCUACUAUUUGUAGCUGGCAUCAAUACAUUUUUCCAAACAUCAUUUGGAACUCGUUUACCUGCAGUUAUUGGAGGAUCCUUCACUUUUGUCCCAACAACUAUUUCAAUUAUUUUGGCCGGUCGAUAUAGCGACAUUGUAAAUCCUCACGAGAAAUUUGAGAGGAUAAUGAGGGGAACACAAGGUGCCCUUAUAGUUGCUUCUACACUUCAAAUUGUUCUUGGAUUUAGUGGCCUUUGGCGCAAUGUAGUGAGGUUGUUAAGUCCUCUCUCUGCUGUUCCCUUGGUUGCUCUCUCAGGCUUUGGACUGUAUGAAUUUGGAUUUCCUGUGCUUGCAAAAUGUGUGGAAAUUGGACUGCCAGAAAUCAUCAUCCUAGUAGUAUUUUCACAGUACAUUCCUCACAUGAUGAAAGGAGAAAAGCCAAUCUUUGAUCGGUUUGCAGUUAUAUUCUCAGUGGCAAUUGUGUGGCUUUAUGCUUAUUUUCUUACUAUUGGUGGAGCUUAUAAAAAUUCAGCACCUAAAACUCAAAUUACAUGUAGAACAGAUCGUGCUGGAAUUAUAGGUGGUGCUCCUUGGAUAAGAGUCCCAUAUCCGUUUCAAUGGGGAGCACCAACAUUUGAUGCUGGUGAAACUUUUGCUAUGAUGGCUGCUUCAUUUGUUGCUCUAGUUGAGUCAACUGGUGCUUUCAUUGCUGUGUCAAGGUAUGCAAGUGCAACACCAAUUCCACCUUCAGUUCUUAGCAGAGGCGUAGGUUGGCAGGGAGUGGGAAUAAUGUUAUCUGGGAUCUUUGGGACUGGGAAUGGAUCAUCAGUUUCUGUGGAAAAUGCCGGACUCUUAGCAUUGACGCGUGUAGGAAGCCGAAGGGUUGUUCAAAUAUCAGCCGGAUUCAUGAUCUUUUUCUCGAUUCUUGGAAAAUUUGGAGCUGUUUUUGCUUCAAUUCCUGCACCAAUAGUUGCAGCAUUAUAUUGCCUUUUCUUUGCUUAUGUGGGGUCUGCAGGCCUUAGCUUCCUUCAAUUUUGCAAUUUAAACAGCUUUAGAACAAAAUUCAUCUUAGGGUUCUCAAUAUUCAUGGGGUUCUCAAUACCACAAUAUUUCAAUGAGUACACAGCAUUUAAAGGCUAUGGUCCUGUACACACGCGAGCAAGAUGGUUCAAUGACAUGAUCAAUGUCCCAUUUGCAUCUGAAGCAUUUGUUGCUGGUUUAUUGGCAAUGUUUUUGGAUGUAACAUUGCGCAAGAAAGAAAAUCAAACACGUAAAGACAGAGGAAUGCAUUGGUGGGACAAGUUUCGCUCAUUCAAAACAGAUACAAGGAGUGAAGAAUUUUACUCUCUUCCUUUUAAUUUAAACAAGUUUUUUCCUUCGGUGUAAUAAUUAAUUACACUCUUAGAAGUUGCAUGAUGUUAAGGUAUGGUUGUGAUUUUCUUCAUUCUUAACGUAGCAAUAUGAAUAUUGUCAUUUUGUAGUAGCUUGUUUAUUGGAGAAUGACGUAGUUAUUUCUGUAAUUUAAAUUAUUUAAAAGAUAUAAUACAAAUUAUGGUGUAAAAAGUAAAUAAACUUUAGUAUUAAUUGGUUUAAGAGUGUGAAA
Cicer arietinum (chickpea) is the source of this 2333-nucleotide messenger RNA. RefSeq names its product nucleobase-ascorbate transporter 6-like. NCBI's taxonomy places the organism in Eukaryota, Viridiplantae, Streptophyta, Magnoliopsida, Fabales, Fabaceae. Gene Ontology annotation, cellular component: membrane. Gene Ontology annotation, biological process: transmembrane transport. The record is from RefSeq and is a predicted model, not a curated record. Gene Ontology annotation, molecular function: transmembrane transporter activity.